Molecule: messenger RNA, 1795 nt
Organism: Drosophila nasuta
Lineage: Eukaryota; Metazoa; Arthropoda; Insecta; Diptera; Drosophilidae
Product: putative serine protease K12H4.7
Exons: 4
Coding region: 210-1751 (513 amino acids)
Biological process (GO): proteolysis
Molecular function (GO): serine-type exopeptidase activity; dipeptidyl-peptidase activity
Source: RefSeq, a predicted model, not a curated record
AAAGCAUAAAGAAAUAGAAAAGUACGCAAAUACAUACUUAUAGGUUCAUUGUACAUACGUAUGCACAUAAAUAGAACUAUAUAAGCUGCAUUCUUGCGCUGUUUUUACAGUUAUUCGGUCAAGCAGCUCUCGUGCUAAUCAAAUAUCAGUACUCUCCAAUUGACCUCAGAGCAUAAAAAAUCACAAACUGAUUGCGAUUGUCUCGCAAAAUGCAAACAACAAGGAACUUCAAGGGGUUGAGUGUGCUCCUCCUCCUCCACUUUCUCUUCGCCACUCUAAUAUCGCAGACAGAAUGUAUUGGCUUUCGACGAGGUCGCCGAUUUGAUGGUUUCGUGGGUGAGCCAAGUAAAGUGGCUGGAUUGCAACGUCUAUUGGAUUCAGAGGAUUUGUGGUUCGAGCAGCGAUUGGAUCACUUCACUCCAAAGGACACACGCACUUGGCAGCAGCGUUAUUAUGUGAACGAUCAAUACUAUCGCAAUGAUAGCCAGGCUCCAGUGUUCUUGAUGAUCGGCGGCGAGGGCGAGGCCACCAAAAAGUGGAUGCAUGAAGGCGCCUGGAUACAUUAUGCCGAGCACUUCGGUGCUUUGUGUAUCCAGCUUGAGCAUCGUUUCUACGGCAAGAGUCAUCCAACAAGCGAUCUUUCCACCACCAACUUGGCUUAUCUAAGCUCGGAACAGGCGUUGGCAGAUUUAUCUAACUUUGUGAUUGCCAUGAAGGCCAAACAUAACCUAGCGGAUACCCAAAAGUGGAUUGCAUUCGGUGGAUCAUAUCCCGGCUCUUUAGCUGCCUGGGCGCGAGAGAAGUAUCCGAAUUUAAUCUACGGUGCCAUCAGUUCCAGUGGCCCUCUGUUGGCUCAAGUGGAUUUUAAGGAAUACUUUGAAGUGGUCAAGGCUUCGUUGGCAAGCUACAAGCCCGAGUGUGUAGAAGCUGUGCAGCGGAGCUUUGCCCAAGUCGAAAUACUGUUGAGACACAUGAUCGGACAACGCAACCUCGAUGAUAAGUUCAAAACUUGCACGCCUUUGAAAGACUCGAUUGAAAACCCAUUGGACAUAGCGAAUUUCUUUGAAAAUAUCGCUGGUAACUUUGCUGGCGUUGUGCAGUACAACAAGGACAACAGUCCACAUGCCACCGUCACCAUUGACGAAAUCUGCGAUAUCAUGCUUAAUACUACGAUUGGUCCACCGGUGACACGUUUGGGUGCCGUUAAUGACUUGCUUCUGAAGGACUCAAAGACCAAGUGUCUGGACUACAAGUAUGAUAAGAUGGUAGCCGACAUGAAAAACGUUUCCUGGGACUCGGAGACGGCCAAGGGCAUGCGUCAAUGGAUCUACCAAACCUGCACUGAAUUUGGAUUCUAUCAGACGUCGGAGAACAAAUCCGAUACAUUUGGCGAUCGCUUUGGUGUUGACUUCUUCAUACGCCAAUGCAUGGAUGUGUUUUCCGAUCGCAUGGAUUCCAAAUACCUGGAUCAGGUUGUUGCCCAAACCAAUAAAUAUUAUGGUGCCCUCAAGCCAGAGACCACUCAGGUUCUUUAUGUGCAUGGCUCCAUUGAUCCCUGGCAUGCGUUGGGUCUGUAUGUCUCAGCCAACACCAAGACACCCACAAUUUAUAUUGAAGGCACCGCACAUUGCGCCAACAUGUAUGAGCCAUCGAACAGUGAUCCGCCUCAGCUGAAGGAGGCACGCAACAAGAUACUUAAGUAUCUGGCCAAAUUACUGGACGGUUAUGCCAGCCAAGCGAAGUUCUCUUGAAUUUCAACAGAAAUCUAAAACCAAAUCAUAUCUUGCCAACUUGG